AUGGCUAGGUUCCAGGCUGACCCUUCCUCUGAGAGUUCCUCUGUGAAUGGUGAUGCAACUCCACGCACUCCUCCCACUCCAUGUCCACAGGUACUGGGCAAUGGGGCCUACUGCGGCAUGAGCAUGCUCUGCACUCGGUGCGUAGAAAGUCGUGAAUUGCCUGACUCCAACUCCAAUACCAAGUCUGGUCUCUUUGGCCAGACUAAGAGUGACAAGCCUGACUCCAGCUCCAAUGUUACAUCUGGUCUCUUUGGCUCCAACUCCAAUACCAAGUCUCGUCUCUUUGGCCUGACUAAGAUUGACAGGCCUGACUCCAAAUCGGAUGCCCCUGCUGCCCGAUCUGAGGCUUCUCCAUGCACCGGAGACAUUCCUCUAAGUGAGCGGGAAUGGACCUUCUGCACUAAGUGUUACUCGCAUGACUGCCCUAAUGCCAUUACCACUGUCGGCCCUCCGCUCUGCCCUACGUGUCGCAAACCUGGCUGUCUCGGCGCUACAAGAAAGCCUGACUCUAUGUUGAACCCCCACUGGAAGUUCAAGAGUGAUUAUGUGCCCAAGUCUGGGUCUCUAUUCACGUCUGACUCGCCCAAUUCCGAUGGCUUGCCCAAGGGUGAUAACCCUGACUUCAAAGCCCUCAACGCCAAAUGUGAUGAUCUUUGCGCCGGUGUCGAUGCCCUUGGAGCCAAUUUCGAUGCCCUUCGCGCCGAAGUGGAGGGCCUACAUGUUUACUUGAAGUCCGAAUUCAAGAGUAUGGACUCCAAAUUUGAUGCUUUUAUCCGCAAUGCGGAUGAUGUUGUCGAGAAAUUAAAGGCUCUGGAGCUAUCUGGAAUUUAG
Clonostachys byssicola is the source of this 831-nucleotide messenger RNA. Lineage: Eukaryota; Fungi; Ascomycota; Sordariomycetes; Hypocreales; Bionectriaceae. The record is from the annotation of a GenBank genome assembly.